Messenger RNA from Funneliformis geosporum, 693 nucleotides. NCBI's taxonomy places the organism in Eukaryota, Fungi, Glomeromycota, Glomeromycetes, Glomerales, Glomeraceae. The record is from the annotation of a GenBank genome assembly.
AUGAAGUGCAAAAAGUUAGGAGAAAUUUAUCGUUAUGAGGUUCGCACUUUUGUUGAUAGUAAACACGGCAAGGCUUUAAUCGACCAAAUAAAAACAGUGGAUAAAAAGCGACUAAUUAAGAAAUUGGGACAAUUAACUGAAAAAGAAAUGGAUGCUAUUCAGGAAAAACUAUUAGGAAUAUUUGAUUUAUGGGAAUACUUAAAGAAGAGAGAGUUAACCGGUGGAAUUAACCAAGCAAAAGAAAAGUAUUUUACUCGCCAAAAAAGGAAAAAAGAGUGUUAUCCUUAUAUCUACAAAGGUUCUAACAAUACUUAUUUAUGCGGAAAUAAUGCUUGUGGAGGAAAUGUCUGCUUUAAAUGUGGUAAAAUAGAAACCCGAACUGAAUGGAGAAAGGAGGAAGAUUGUUGCGGAAAUGAGAUUAUGAGAGAAAAGAAAGUUGAAAUGUUUUAUCAAACAGAAAAAGACGAAAACGACCCCGAUAGGGAAUUAAAAGUUUACUAUUGCGAGGAACACCAGGGAGAAGCCCAAAAAAAGGAACAAGAGCGAGAAGAAAAAUUAAAUAACCAAAAAAAUCUUUUUUACUCUCUGGCACAAGAAGACUUAAAUAAAACUAAACAGCAUUAUUUUGUCUUUUUAGGCAAAGAAAAUGGACAAAAAUAUUAUCUAAUGGUGCCGCAGGAACAUUCUAUAUGA